Molecule: messenger RNA, 2136 nt
Organism: Rosa chinensis
Lineage: Eukaryota; Viridiplantae; Streptophyta; Magnoliopsida; Rosales; Rosaceae
Product: LEAF RUST 10 DISEASE-RESISTANCE LOCUS RECEPTOR-LIKE PROTEIN KINASE-like 2.4
Exons: 3
Coding region: 60-1997 (645 amino acids)
Biological process (GO): protein phosphorylation
Molecular function (GO): ATP binding; protein kinase activity; polysaccharide binding
Source: RefSeq, a predicted model, not a curated record
CUGCAACCGUGGCUUGCCUUCCGUAGCCAUUGCUCAUAAUUGUAGUGGUGUCUCUGUCCAUGGGAAUAGGUGGGAUAAGGAGCCUCUCCCUGUGUGGGUGGGUGUCAAUUGUAGCCUUUUUUGUUCUUGGCUUAUCUACCGCUUCUUCCUCCGGCAAGAUCCACACAACAAGUGUUCUGGGCGAUAAGGGUACGUGUGUCCCUUCUUCCUGCGGCGACUUCCAGAACAUAAGCUUCCCUUUUCGACUGAAACAUGAUCCAAAGCACUGUGGCGGCCAAGAGUUCUUCACUUUGGAAUGUCACAACAACAUCACAGUGCUGCGCCUAUUUUCUCACGAGUACUACGUGAAGGCCAUUGACUACGAUAACAGGACAAUCCGAGUGGUAGAUCCUGGCCUUGAGAAGAACAACUGCACUUCCCUUCCUCGUUUUCCUUUGGCCCCUUCUAACUUCAGUUAUGAUUCAAUAGGUGAAACAGUCUGGCCAUAUUCAUAUCUUGUAACUUUCUUGAAGUGUGCAAAUCCAGUGAAUUCUUCUCUGUAUGUGAACACUGCUCCCUGUAUUAAAUCCAAAGGGUAUGGUUAUGCCAUUCUAGACAUGAGUCCGCAAGAUGUGGAGAUUGGGUGCAGAAUAGAUUGGAUGGGUAUGAUCACUUCGAUGCACGGAAAGGACCGAAACAUUUCCUAUCAAGAUAUACACAAUGAACUGGUGUAUGGCUUUGUGCUUCAAUGGUAUGAUUUCAGUGUCUGCCCCGGUAAUCACUGGCAUUACAUUGAUCGUCUGCACACCUAUGCACCAUGUUAUCGGCGCAGCAUCUCAGGUUUCUUUAACCUUGUGUUGACGGUGUUAAUCGACCGUGGUCAUCUUUACUUGGAUCUUAUCGUUGCUGCCAGUGUUGUAGGGGUAAAACUUAUAUUUGGAGGUCCGUUUGUGAUUGCACUUCUGAUAUACAAGUGGCGAAGAAGACAUUGGUCAACCUACAACACUAUCGAAGAUUUUCUGCAUAGUGACAAUUUCAUGCCUAUAAGGUACUCUUACUCCAACAUUAAGAAAAUGUCUGACGGAUUCAAAGAUAAGUUGGGGGAAGGGGGUUAUGGGUCUGUAUUUAAAGGCAAAUUACGGAGUGGCCACUUUGGAGCCAUUAAGUUAUUAGGCAAGUCUAAUGCUAAUGGUGAAGAUUUCAUGAAUGAAGUAGCUACUAUUGGAAGGAUUCAUCAUGUCAAUGUGGUUCAGCUUGUUGGUUACUGUGUCGAGGGUUCAAAGCGUGCCUUAGUAUAUGAUUUCAUGUCAAAUGGGUCUCUUGAUAAAUACAUUUACUCUAAAGAAGGAUCCAUCACUUUAAGUUACAGGAAAAUGUAUGAGAUUGCAGUUGGAGUAGCUCAGGGUAUUGAAUAUUUGCAUCAAGGUUGUGAAAUGCAAAUUCUACAUUUUGAUAUCAAGCCUCAUAAUAUUCUACUUGAUGAGAAUUUUAUCCCAAAGAUUUCUGACUUUGGGCUAGCGAAACUAUAUCCAGUGAAUAAUAGCAUCGUCUCUUCAAUGGCAGCAAGAGGCACUUUGGGAUACAUUGCUCCCGAGUUGUUUUAUAAAAACAUUGGUGGUGUUUCAUACAAAGCUGAUGUCUAUAGUUUUGGAAUGUUGUUGAUGGAAAUGGCAAGCAGAAGGAAAAAUCUAAAUGCAGAUGUAGAUCACUCAAGCCAAAUUCACUUCCCUUCCUGGGUGCAUGAUCAAUAUACUGAUGGGAAGGACUUGGAGAUUGGAGAUGCAACAACAGAGGAAAAGAAAUUAAUUAAAAAAAUGAUCGUAACUGCCCUGUGGUGUAUUCAAAUGAAACCAAGUGAUCGACCUUCAAUGAAGAGAGUCACACAGAUGCUCGUAGGAGAUACUGAAUACCUAGAAAUGCCGCCAAAGCCUUCUCUAUGUCCACAACCAAUGCCUGCAAGCAAUUUGAUUCCAAUAUGUUCAAAUGUGGAGCUAACAUGUACUCUUUCAGCUAGGUGAUGAUCAGCUAGCUACCAUUCACUUUACUUCGUCUAGCUAAUGUAAUUUCAGAUUUUCUUAGAAUUGCAGAUUACUGUAAUAAUAAAAGAUGAACUGCCAACGAAGUUCAAAUAAUGUACUUCUCCAUUACUUUGCUGCC